Molecule: messenger RNA, 1155 nt
Organism: Miscanthus lutarioriparius
Lineage: Eukaryota; Viridiplantae; Streptophyta; Magnoliopsida; Poales; Poaceae
Source: the annotation of a GenBank genome assembly
AUGGCGCUCCGGGGCCUGGCGGCGACCCGCGCGGCGGUCGGCCUCUGCCGGAUCGCGGCGAGCGCGUCCUCGUCUUUGCCGUCUGCGGCGGCCGGCGGGAGGAGGGAGCGGGAGCUGCCGUUCGCGCUGGUGGCGGAGCGGGCGAUGGUGGUGGGCGGCCACCGCGGGAUGGGGAUGAACGCGGUGGGGGCGCCGCCCGGGGCGCCCGUCGGGGCCGCCAGGGAGCGGGAGAACACGCUGCUCUCCUUCGGCCGCGCCGCCGCGCACGCCGCCGUCGCCUUCAUCGAGUUCGACGUGCAGGUCACAAAAGAUGGCUGCCCAAUAAUAUUCCAUGAUGACUUCAUCCUAACACAAGGGAUUGGAGCUGUAUGUGAAAGGCGUGUUACUGAUCUUCUCUUGGAAGAUUUCCUCUCUUAUGGGACACAAAAGGAACCUCACAAGAUCUCCAAGCCUUUACUUAGACGGGCAGGAGAUGGUAGAGUCCUUAAUUGGAGUACAGAGGAAGAUGAUUCUCUUUGCACAUUGCAAGAGGUCUUUCAACGUGUCAGUCCUCGCCUGGGAUUUAACAUUGAGCUGAAGUUUGAUGACAGCAUUAUGUAUCACAGCAAAGACCUUGAGUGUGCUCUUAAUGCUGUAUUGCAAGUUGUUUUUCAGUAUGCUAGGAACAGACCAGUCUUUUUCUCAUCUUUCCAUCCUGAUGCGGCACAGAUGAUGCGGGAACUCCAGAGCUCAUAUCCUGUACUUUUCCUAACAGAAGGAGGGACAUCCAAACACCAUGAUUCAAGAAGGAAUUCACUUGAUGAUGCCAUCCGGGUAUGCCUAGAAUAUGAUCUGCAUGGGAUCGUGUCAGAAGUGAGAGGCGUUCUCAAGAACCCGUCUGCAGUUGUCAGAGCACAAGAAUCUAACCUUACACUUCUGACAUAUGGGCAGCUCAAUAACGUGUCGGAGGCAGUCUAUAUCCAGUACCUGAUGGGCGUACAUGGCGUCAUCGUUGAUCGGGUGGAGGAGAUCUCAAAUGCUGUGGCGGGUUUCGGUAAAUCGGACCUCGGCCAGAGUGGUGGUGGUGUGGAUGGUGCAAAGCAUCAGGCCUUCUCGCAACAGCAGCUGGGGUUCUUGCUCCGGCUUAUCCCUGAACUAAUUGAGCAGCGAAAUUGA